This is a messenger RNA of Acanthochromis polyacanthus (spiny chromis), 1496 nucleotides long. It is a transcript of the gene tmem205, whose product is annotated as transmembrane protein 205. NCBI's taxonomy places the organism in Eukaryota, Metazoa, Chordata, Actinopteri, Pomacentridae. The record is from RefSeq and is a predicted model, not a curated record. The transcript has 4 exons. The coding region runs from base 136 to 702 and encodes 188 amino acids.
CCGUCAUGACAGCAGGGGCGGGGCUUAAUUUUCGGACAGAGGAAGUAUUUUGGCUGUAGCCGCUGGACCUUGGACCAAACUUCAUUUGAUGUGUCAUUCCGAAUACCGUACAGGAUAAGGAAAACAAGUGACGCCAUGGCAACAGAGGGGGAGCCAACCGACUUGGUCAAAGUGUUGCACCUCCUGGUGCUCUCUUUCUCCUGGGGCAUGCAGAUCUGGGUGUCCUUCAUUGCAGGCUUUGCUCUGGUGCGGCAGGUAACCCGACACACCUUUGGUCUAGUGCAGAGUAAGCUCUUCCCUUUAUACUUCUACAGCCUGCUGGGAAGUCACUCUGUCAGCCUGGCUGUGUACGCUGUGUACCACCCCAGAGAGCUGCUGGACUGGCAUGAAAGCGUGCAGAUGUUUCUCUACUUCGUGGCGCUGAUCAUGGCCGGUCUGAACGCUCAGUGGUUCGGCCCCGCAGCCACUGAGGUGAUGUUCCAGAUGAGGAGGGUGGAGGAGGAGCACGGCCUGGGGAACCAGGUUGGCCUCGGCAGCCAGAAAGAGGGUUACGCCAAGCUCAGAGAGCAGGACCCCAAGUACAAAGCCUACAGGAGCACUUUUGGUCGUUACCACGGGUUGUCUAGCCUCUGCAACCUGAUAGGGAUCAUCUGUACCACCACUAAUUUGGUUUACACAGCUCUGAACUUGUCCACCAUUUAGAAAAGAGUAGGUGUCAUACUUCAGUUUAUGAAAGGACACAAGAAGCUUUCACAUUGUUGAUCACUUGUACUCACUUAAUUAGCGGGCGAGUGCAAGUUUGAAGUCCAUUUUAACUGAUGAUUAACUGAAUCCAAGUGAUAAAGAAUGUGAGAUUUCAGUCCUAUCAUUGUCACUUACACAACUGCUCAUAAGUCUCACUUGAGUAGAACAACUUUGCGUGCUCAAGCCGUGAAAAACAUCUCAAUGUCAAUUUCUCACUCAUCACACUUUCAAUAUAAACCUUCAAAAAUGAAGCUUGAAUCAAGAACAACCGGAUUUACAUAACAGUGACAUCAUGUAGAUGAAUUAAUCAGAAUUUUGCAGCAUUAUAUCUGUCCCAAGUGUCCUUACCUGCAGGGAUGUCUUUGUUUCCAGAAAACUCACCACUGCUGUUCACUUUUUUGUGGCUGUCAGUCACUUUCGAUUGUUUAAAUGACACAAUUUCAAAAGAAAGAAUGUGUUUUUGCAUUUUUAUAUUUUACUUUUUGUAUUUAAUUUUAUUGCUCACAACCAGACUCCCUGUUAAGAAGAAAUAUCUUUAAAAACACCUUUAAAAAAUCAAUCCUCCAACUUCAAUUGCUGUGUGGGCAGUUUACCAGCAGGGGGUGAUGUUUGGACACUGAAUAGUCAGACAUCACAUUACAUUUCAUUUGUAACAUGUCUUGAUAAUGUGAAGGAAAUGUGUUCAGAAUUUGUCAAUUCUGCUGAUUUAACACUAUGAUUAGAACAAUAAACAGAUUGUUUUGUAAUCCUUC